GGUCGUCCACCUUCUCCUACCUCCUCAGGCCUCCUCCCUCCUCUGAACUAACCACCUACAACAAGUUUGACAGCUCAGCUCUUUUGUGCUCACACAUUUAGCUCCGCAGCAACACUCAGCCGGACCCACUUCCACUGGCUUUUUUACUUUUUCCUCAUUUUCCCUGCCUUUACAGUCUUCUCAGUUUGCUUGGUAUGUGUGCGUCUUGCGUCUCCUGCUGGCUAUGAGGAAUUGUAUGAGUCCGUAGGUUAGGGCACUUUUCCCUUUUGUGGUCGGCGUUGUGGUAUUAUUUAAUCUUUUUUUUAUUAUUAUUUUUGGGAGCGUCGAAAGGGGAGAUAACUUCACCAUGUCGAGGUGUGCGGAGGAGGUGAACAAGCUCACUGAAAGUACAUACAAGAAUGUAAUGGAACAGUUCAACCCAGGACUGAGGAACCUGGUCAACUUGGGGAAGAACUAUGAGAAGUCAGUCGCAGCCAUGACCCUGGCAGGGAAGCUGUAUUUUGAUGCAAUGUCUAAGAUUGGGGAGAAUGCUGCAGUGUCUCCAGUCUCCAGAGAGUUAGGUGUAGUGCUGAUGGAAAUCUCAGAAGUCCACAGGAAAGUCCAUCUUGAGCUGGAGGAAAACUUUAAGAGGUUCCACAGGGAGAUAAUAGCAGAGCUGGAGAAAAAGACUGACAUGGAUGUCAAAUACAUGACAGCAACCUUUAAAAGGUACCAGAUGGAGCACAAGAUGAAGCAGGAUUCUCUGGAGAGAUCGCAGUCAGACCUGAAGAAACUGAGGAGGAAGAGUCAAGGCAAGAAUGCCAACAAGUAUGAGAGCAAGGAGAGUGAGUGCCUGGAAACCUUGACGAGCCGUCAGAUGGACAUGCAGUUGUUUAUCGCAGAUGGCUGUAAGGAGGCCUUACUGGAGGAGAAGAGAUUCUGUUUCUUAGUGGACAAGCACUGCAUGUUCUCUUACCAAAUCACUUCUUUUCAUGACAAGGCCAGAGACAUUCUGUCGGCAAAGCUGAGCAGCUGGCAGGACCAGUGCAACGAUGCCACCAACAUGCCUGAAAGCAUCUUGACAAUGAUCGAGGGACUACGCACGCCAGUGUCCAUCACACCGAUGCCCUCUCCCUCCCCAUCACGACACAGCGUGAACAUAGUCGAUCCUCCAGCUCCAUCUCAGAAGGCUCAGACCAGCCCACUGGUUAACAUGUUCAACCAGGAGAACAAUACUUCCCGCAUACACACCACUACCAACAAUAGCACAGACCAUGGGAACAGCGAUGACAGCAAUCUAGGCAGAUCUGUGUCUGUCGCCACAGGACUCAACAAUAUGGUGAAGAGGCCACGUGUACGCACCAUCUUCCCUCACACUGCCGGCAACAACAGCACACUGUUAAGCUUUGAUGAAGGGGACGUUAUUAUCCUUCUCAUUCCUGAUGAGAGAGAUGGGUGGAUGUACGGAGAACUGGAGAAGAACGGAAAGUAA
This is a messenger RNA of Sphaeramia orbicularis (orbiculate cardinalfish), 1471 nucleotides long. RefSeq names its product brain-specific angiogenesis inhibitor 1-associated protein 2-like protein 1. Gene Ontology annotation, cellular component: nucleoplasm; cytosol. Gene Ontology annotation, biological process: plasma membrane organization; positive regulation of actin filament polymerization; actin filament bundle assembly. Gene Ontology annotation, molecular function: protein binding. Bases 347 to 1471 code for a protein of 374 amino acids. NCBI's taxonomy places the organism in Eukaryota, Metazoa, Chordata, Actinopteri, Kurtiformes, Apogonidae. The transcript has 10 exons. The record is from RefSeq and is a predicted model, not a curated record.